This is a messenger RNA of Syzygium oleosum, 1074 nucleotides long. Its product is annotated as ABC transporter I family member 17. The coding region runs from base 132 to 947 and encodes 271 amino acids. Gene Ontology annotation, biological process: phosphate ion transmembrane transport. The transcript is spliced from 4 exons. Gene Ontology annotation, cellular component: membrane. The record is from RefSeq and is a predicted model, not a curated record. Gene Ontology annotation, molecular function: phosphate transmembrane transporter activity; ATP hydrolysis activity; ATP binding. NCBI's taxonomy places the organism in Eukaryota, Viridiplantae, Streptophyta, Magnoliopsida, Myrtales, Myrtaceae.
GGUUUAUACUAUUCUCGGAAUCCCAUAAAAAAAAAAACAAGCAUUUACAAGCACGCCCGCGCACGCAGAACCUACAAAAAGAACCCACCAGGUUCCCCUGAAUUCUCCAUCUGGGCGACGGGGAAAGAACAAUGCUUGCAGCUUCAGUCCACCCACCCGAUGCAUCUCCGGAUGCGGAGGCUCACGAGCACUUGCUCGUCGUGGACGUGGACGACAACGCCAAGGACGUCCGGGCCAAGUUCGAGAUCCGGGGCCUGACCAAGAUUUCCGAUGCUGGGGCCCCCAUCCUGACCGGGGUCAACCUGGAGAUCCCGCGAGGGAAGAUCGUGGGCAUCAUCGGGCCGAGCGGGAGCGGCAAGUCCACGCUCUUGAGGGCCCUGAACCGGCUGUGGGAGCCGCCGUCCGGCACCGUGUUCUUGGAUGGCGAGGACAUUAGGGGUCUCGACGUGCUCAGCCUUCGGCGCAAGGUCGGGAUGCUGUUUCAGCUUCCCGCGAUGUUUGAAGGCACAGUUGCGGAUAACGUCAGAUAUGGACCACAACUGAGGGGGCAGAAGCUAAGCGACGGUGAAGUCUACAAGUUGCUGAACCUUGCCGACCUCGAUUCCUCUCUCUUCAGCAGAGGCGGCUCAGAACUAUCUGUCGGCCAGGCCCAGAGAGUGGCACUCGCAAGGACACUAGCUAACGAACCAGAGGUUCUUCUGCUGGAUGAACCGACGAGCGCGUUGGACCCAAUUUCGACCCAAAACAUCGAGGACGUGAUAGUGAAGCUGAAGAAGACUCAAGGAUUGACGACCAUAAUGGUUUCGCACAGCAUCAAGCAAAUUCAGAGGAUUGCUGACAUAGUUUGCCUCCUGGUGAGCGGUGAGCUGGUUGAAGUUUUGACUCCCGAUCGACUCUCAGAAGCCAAGCAUCCCAUGGCACAGAGAUUCCUGCAACUCAGCAACUGAUGCUUUCCCGUUUCCACAUACCGCAUGCUGAACGAAAUAAUCGUAUGCAGAUUUAGCACUGUACUGUUAUAUAGACCUCGGCUUCUGUGAUUGGAUAUUUAUAGACUCGAAACAGUGUUUGAUGAAA